This is a messenger RNA of Akanthomyces muscarius, 774 nucleotides long. RefSeq lists its product as uncharacterized. NCBI's taxonomy places the organism in Eukaryota, Fungi, Ascomycota, Sordariomycetes, Hypocreales, Cordycipitaceae. The record is from RefSeq and is a predicted model, not a curated record. The coding region runs from base 1 to 774 and encodes 257 amino acids. The transcript has 2 exons.
AUGUCUACCGACACUCUUGAACAAGCACAGACACGGGUGGCUACAGCCAAGCUCACGCCUCCCACGCAGGAGGGAGGGGGUGCAGUCCACAAGGGCGAGCCCACCUCAACGCCCCCGUCUCACCCUUCGGCGACCAUCUCUUUAGCCUUUUGGGUCCUUGGAUCCUUGCUACCUGCCUUUCGACAGAAGACAAAGUGGCUCUGCUUCUUCCGCCAUUGGUGCCAACUCACGCCGGCUAUUAUGGAAACUUUGCUGUCCACCACCUCUUUGGUUCUUCACUUUUUUCCCGGAGCCUUGCGGAUAGAAAGGGACACCGGCGACCGCCAACGCAACUCGCUACAAAGUACGGAGUACCUACCUUGCCUCUGGCUCGGGUGGAUAGCUACAGAGAAGCACCCCCAUGCCGUGAAACGAUGCGGCUUCCACAGCGACUUCCAGGCUCUCUUCUCGAUACGGCGCAUCUUGUCUAAUAAGAAAAGAUACUUGCAGCGACGUCGUCAUUGGAGCGCCCCGCAAGCCCCCACGCUCAGGCUCUUUCUUGCACCAACGAUAGUCGGUCACAUAUCCGUGAUCUAUCGUCCUUGUUUGGUUCAUCCUGGCACCGCUGCCUGUUUGAGUGUCUCGUAUCAUGUAAAUUUUUACCUCUUUGGUGCACCCCACGAGUGCUCACCUUGCAACUUGCCCGGUCCGAAGCGACGGCAAAAGUGGUUCUUGGCCACCAAUCUACCACAGCGCAAGGUCCCGACCCAAGCCUGCGCAGACGUCUGUUCCUAG